AUGGACAAUGCAGUCAUGAUGGAGGAAGAAGCUGCCAAUAGUGACCAUCUUGACGCUGGGAGGAGGCGCUUUGCACCACCAGAAGACGAGGCUACUUGGCAUAUGCCAACAGAUGAUGAAAGGUAUCGCCCAUACAUUACUUCCUUGAUGAAUUUUUUCCAUGAUCCAGAUCCCCCCUACACCAAGGACACUGUAUUCACACGGUCACAACUAUUGGGGAUAAAUCCAACUGUUAUCAAACGCUGGUUGGUGAAUAAAGCAUACGGAAAGGAGGAAUAUGACCGAAAGCGUGAUGUUCCACAAGGAGCUAGAGCGUCUUUGCUUGAGAUGAUGAAAAAGGCUGUCAGCUACUUCAUGACAAACAGAGCUGUUGCAUGGGUGAAUGGAGCUGGCAAUCCGACAAGGCAUGCAAGUGUUCACGAGGUGAUUGCAGAUGUGAAGAAGGCUGAAGCAAGACACCAAGGCAGGUCUUCACAAGCAACACGACCAUUGAGAGAACCCGAAUUCCGGAAAAGUCUUGAGAUGCUGAAAAGAAAAAGCGAUUGGAAUUCUCAAUAUAAAUAUUCCAUUAUGUCCCUUUGGCAGUUUGCUAUUAUUGCCCGAACCGACGACAUUGUGCACUUUGAGGUCACUCACCCACGAGGCAAUCCCAAAUUCCCUUUUACACUUAAAUUAAAGGUAUUCUGGUCCAAAAAUAUUAAUGAGGAACGCCAGUGCCCAGAUCAGAUCCUCUUGGGGCCCAUGGAUGAUGACAUCUGCAUCCUGAUUAACUUAUCAAUCUAUUUGGAGUCGUACCUGGAACAGUUCCCACAAGCGGUUUUAUUGUUCACAGAGGAUCUAGAAUUGGCGAAUGAUGCAGCAACAGAACGUCUGAAAGCUAGAUAUCGGAGUGCUUUGAGGAGCACCUGGAACACAGCUGAAUUCAAAUCAACUAUUGAUGAGUCAGACUUUGGUCUCAAGAUCGGAACUCACAGCCAGCGGAAGCUCCCGGCAACCUAUGCAUCAAACAAAGGUUGUUCUAAACCAGAGAUUGAGAUCAGGGGGCGCUGGCAAGGUGAGGCAGGAAAAGGCCCCAAAGUGGUGGAUCGAUACAUUGAUAGGAAGCAUGAGUACAUUGAUGGGAAAGUUGCGGCUGCACUUUGCAUUGGAGGCCCAGUGAAGUACAAACUCAAAGAAGGUGUGGAACUACCAGUUGAAUGGCUCUACGAGAAUGUUAUUCCUAACAUCAGGGCCAAAUUUCCGCGGGAUAAUCGUCUUUGUCGUGUUUUGGCCUUGACGCUGCUGUAUGCUUGCAUGCACGAAGACAUCCUGGUGCCGCCUGGUAUUAAGAGUCGUGUUCGAACUGCCUAUGGCGAACUGAAUCAGGAUACACAACAACCAGUCGAGAAAGUGCCCUUAUUUGUGCAUAGGAGGGAUGACCAGUUGAUGAUUGAUGAAGCCAUUAUUAUAGACGGUGAUGGGAGCACUGGUGCUGGUGGAGGUGUGGUGGCAGGGAACUCGACUUAUGACUUGUUCCAAAGCAUCCAGAUAAAUAUCCAGCAACUACAACAGCAAUUGAACAAUGUUGCUGCUCGAUCUGAUACAAAUUUUUCAGAUUUGAGAGCCUACAUCCAGCAUCGCGAUCGAAUUCUAAACAACAAUAUUCGUGCUUUUGGCGGAACAAUUGAAGGUGGCUUGCAAAUCCAACAAGCAAAUGCUGGUCGCAGACUACUGCCGCUUGCAGCAAGAGGAGCAAAUGUGGAUGUGGGUCCCGUCGAAGCUGCGAACAUGGCUAUUCUAUCGGGUAAUCCCAGGUCAUUAUACGGACUCUGGCGGGAGUAUCAGCAUGGGAUUGCUGGUCGGAAGCCUGCACGUUAUUUCACGGCAACAGAACGAAACUGUUCUCGUCAAAUGAAGCAAAAGUUCUAUCGUAGGAAGCAAGUCUGGGAUACAAUUUCACGACUGGUUGCAAAUGGGCACACUGUUCAAUCCAUUGAUGGGAAAGUUGCGGCUGCACUUUGCAUUGGAGGCCCAGUGAAGUACAAACUCAAAGAAGGUGUGGAACUACCAGUUGAAUGGCUCUACGAGAAUGUUAUUCCUAACAUCAGGGCCAAAUUUCCGCGGGAUAAUCGUCUUUGUCGUGUUUUGGCCUUGACGCUGCUGUAUGCUUGCAUGCACGAAGACAUCCUGGUGCCGCCUGGUAUUAAGAGUCGUGUUCGAACUGCCUAUGGCGAACUGAAUCAGGAUACACAACAACCAGUCGAGAAAGUGCCCUUAUUUGUGCAUAGGAGGGAUGACCAGUUGAUGAUUGAUGAAGCCAUUAUUAUAGACGGUGAUGGGAGCACUGGUGCUGGUGGAGGUGUGGUGGCAGGGAACUCGACUUAUGACUUGUUCCAAAGCAUCCAGAUAAAUAUCCAGCAACUACAACAGCAAUUGAACAAUGUUGCUGCUCGAUCUGAUACAAAUUUUUCAGAUUUGAGAGCCUACAUCCAGCAUCGCGAUCGAAUUCUAAACAACAAUAUUCGUGCUUUUGGCGGAACAAUUGAAGGUGGCUUGCAAAUCCAACAAGCAAAUGCUGGUCGCAGACUACUGCCGCUUGCAGCAAGAGGAGCAAAUGUGGAUGUGGGUCCCGUCGAAGCUGCGAACAUGGCUAUUCUAUCGGGUAAUCCCAGGUCAUUAUACGGACUCUGGCGGGAGUAUCAGCAUGGGAUUGCUGGUCGGAAGCCUGCACGUUAUUUCACGGCAACAGAACGAAACUGUUCUCGUCAAAUGAAGCAAAAGUUCUAUCGUAGGAAGCAAGUCUGGGAUACAAUUUCACGACUGGUUGCAAAUGGGCACACUGUUCAAUCCAUUGAUGGGAAAGUUGCGGCUGCACUUUGCAUUGGAGGCCCAGUGAAGUACAAACUCAAAGAAGGUGUGGAACUACCAGUUGAAUGGCUCUACGAGAAUGUUAUUCCUAACAUCAGGGCCAAAUUUCCGCGGGAUAAUCGUCUUUGUCGUGUUUUGGCCUUGACGCUGCUGUAUGCUUGCAUGCACGAAGACAUCCUGGUGCCGCCUGGUAUUAAGAGUCGUGUUCGAACUGCCUAUGGCGAACUGAAUCAGGAUACACAACAACCAGUCGAGAAAGUGCCCUUAUUUGUGCAUAGGAGGGAUGACCAGUUGAUGAUUGAUGAAGCCAUUAUUAUAGACGGUGAUGGGAGCACUGGUGCUGGUGGAGGUGUGGUGGCAGGGAACUCGACUUAUGACUUGUUCCAAAGCAUCCAGAUAAAUAUCCAGCAACUACAACAGCAAUUGAACAAUGUUGCUGCUCGAUCUGAUACAAAUUUUUCAGAUUUGAGAGCCUACAUCCAGCAUCGCGAUCGAAUUCUAAACAACAAUAUUCGUGCUUUUGGCGGAACAAUUGAAGGUGGCUUGCAAAUCCAACAAGCAAAUGCUGGUCGCAGACUACUGCCGCUUGCAGCAAGAGGAGCAAAUGUGGAUGUGGGUCCCGUCGAAGCUGCGAACAUGGCUAUUCUAUCGGGUAAUCCCAGGUCAUUAUACGGACUCUGGCGGGAGUAUCAGCAUGGGAUUGCUGGUCGGAAGCCUGCACGUUAUUUCACGGCAACAGAACGAAACUGUUCUCGUCAAAUGAAGCAAAAGUUCUAUCGUAGGAAGCAAGUCUGGGAUACAAUUUCACGACUGGUUGCAAAUGGGCACACUGUUCAAUCCGCGAUUGAACGAAUUAAGCAGGUGUACGGCUAG
This is a messenger RNA of Cylindrotheca closterium, 3720 nucleotides long. NCBI's taxonomy places the organism in Eukaryota, Bacillariophyta, Bacillariophyceae, Bacillariales, Bacillariaceae. The record is from the annotation of a GenBank genome assembly.